Molecule: messenger RNA, 418 nt
Organism: Staurois parvus
Lineage: Eukaryota; Metazoa; Chordata; Amphibia; Anura; Ranidae
Source: the annotation of a GenBank genome assembly
UCACUGCUGGGCACUGACUGGCGGCACUGACUGGCACAACCCCUGGGCACUGACUGGCAGCACUGCUGGGCUGCACUGGUGGAUGGCACUGGUGGGCAGCACUGGUGGGUGGGCACAGGUGGGUGGCACUGGUGGGCACAGGUGGGUGGCACUGGUGGGCACAGGCGGGUGGCACUUCUGGGCACAGGUGUGUGACACUGCAGAGUGGCACAGGUGGGCGGAGCUAGUGGGCGCACUGCUGGGCACAGGUGGGCGGAACUUGCGGGUGGCACUGCUGGGCACGGAUCAUCAGGGCACUGAUCAUCAGUGCCCUGAUGAUCGGUGCCGAUCCCUGCUCUGACAACUGCCGGUUCUCGGCAGUACUUUCCUCAUGAUCUGACAGCGUGAGGAAAGUGCAGCCGAGAACCGGCACUUGCAU